AUGCUUAGAAGAAUACCUAAAAACUUGCGUAUUCCAAUUAGAUCUAAGUUUGUCAACCCUAGUCCACUCACAUCCUUCUCGAUAAUGUCUUAUUCAACAAAUAAUGGUGGAUACCUUGAGGACGAUGUCAUUUUCUCCAACAAGAACCUUGCCAGAGUGAUUGAAUUGAAUCGUCCCAAGAAGUUGAAUUCGCUUAACACGUCUAUGGUAAGCAAGAUUACGCCAAGAUUGCUUGAAUAUUCUAAAUCUUCAGUAAACAAUCUAGUUGUAUUGACAUCCACAUCUUCCAAAGGACUCUGUGCUGGUGGGGACGUUGCAGAAUGCGCAAAGCAAAUUGUUGACAACAACCCAGGCUAUGGUUCAGACUUCUUUCAAAAGGAGUACAACUUGAACUAUUUGAUUGCUACUUACUCCAAGCCGUAUGUGGCUCUCAUGAACGGUAUCACUAUGGGAGGUGGUGUAGGGUUAUCAGUGCACUCUCCCUUCAGAGUUGCCACUGAGACCACCAAGCUUGCAAUGCCUGAAAUGGACAUUGGGUUCUUCCCCGAUGUUGGUACCACCUUCUUUUUGCCAAGAUUGGAUGAAAAAUUGGGGUACUACUAUGCCUUGACUGGUAACAUCUUGAGCGGAUUGGACGCCUACAUGCUUGGAUUUGCUACUCACUACGUUUCCAGUGAAAAGUUAGAUCAAUUGACUAAUAGACUUUCAAACUUGCAGCCACCAGUCGUGAACGAUACCCCAGCUGAAGAGAAUCACUCGUCGAUUUUACAGAGCACCAGACAGUUCUUCGCUCAAGUCAACCAAGUUAUCGAAGAAUUUUCUGAAAAUAAGUUACCUGAAGAUUACAAACUCCCAUUCACUACUGAAGAGAUCGAUCUCAUUAACCAAGCCUUUCUGCAACCAACUGUGGAAGACAUAUUAACCUACUUGCACAAAGAUGGUGGCGAAUUUGCCAUGAAGACUUACUACAAGUUGAAGACUAAAUCACCAACUUCGUUGAAGGUUGCGUACGAAUUGUUAAACAGAGGCUCAAAGAACUCAAUCCGUCAACAAUUCGAACAGGAAUUGAUAGCUGCCACCAAUAUUAUGAACAUAAACGUGGAAAAAUCCGACUUUGUAAAAGGUGUGUACCACAAGUUGGUUGACAAAGUAAAGGACCCUUCCUUCCCAGAAUGGAAUGAAAUUCAUAACACUGAGUUGAUCACCCCUGAAGAGGUUGAAAAGAUCUUAUCCAAAUCAAUGGCUACUGCUAAAUUGGACCAACCAUUAUUAAGUAAGUUCUUCGGUGUAGACUACAAGGACUAUCCAUACAACAUGGGAUUACCAAACAACAAGCAAGUCGAAGCCUACAUUACAGGUAACGAUGGCAGUGGUAGAAGCUACUUACCAACUCCAUCUGAAGUUGUAAAGUAUUUCAAAACCACUACUGGAGACAAGUUGGGUGUUGAAGAAAAGGUUAAGUUCAUUUUAAGCUUACACGGAGAAGCUUCCAAGUAUGACAACAAGUACGUUUCAUGGAAGUAA
Molecule: messenger RNA, 1524 nt
Organism: Dujonia railenensis
Lineage: Eukaryota; Fungi; Ascomycota; Pichiomycetes; Serinales; Debaryomycetaceae
Source: the annotation of a GenBank genome assembly